AGUCUCGGCGACUCUAUCAAGGCCAUGCCUUCCCGGGCUUCGCAACCUGGUAAGACUGCGCCCAAGUUCCUCCAUGACCUCCUUCGACUCGACCCUCAAGCCAUCGGCCUGAACCACCGAAACAUUCUUCUCGACAACCCUCCGCAAUUCGACGGCAACGCCCGCUCAGGCCCUCCCUUGGUCUUGGACAGAGGCAGCUGCAAGCAUGAAUACUACUCGCACAUAGUACGCUGCAACUUGCCGCGUAUCGAUGAGUCCGCACAACAAGAUACUCGCUGGAAGGUCGCCGCUUGCUGCAGGAAAUGCCGCCUCUAUCUCACUCUCUCCAUCGACUACCCGGAAACUGGCUGCAAACUACCAUGUCCCAACCGAGAUUACCCACUCCACCAUCUUUGUCACACUACGACAUCCACCGACCCGUCACAAGUCGGCUACCACUUUGAGUGCUCCAAUCUAGCCUGUCAAGCACAUGUGCACGUUGCUUACCAGAGACCCGUCUUGACCAAAGAAGAUAUCGUAGUUCUUACCGAUCCUCAAGCUCUGAAUCGACGUUACGAGCACGUCCUCGAGGCUACUCCGGACCGUGAGGGUGUGCGUCUGGCCACUCCUCAGGAAGUCUUCACCCGCUUCAAGAGAUAUGUUUCGGAUUCCCUGCUUGAGGAAAAUGCUAGGCGCAGCUUCCCUGCAAGAAAUAAGAGAUUCAUGGAAGCCUUCGGAACAGAUUGCGACUUGUUACUCUACCGCAUAGGAUUCAAGAAAGACGAGGACCAACAUGGCGAGGAUCAAUGGAAGCUGCCUUCGCCGAAAUCAGUUGACGAUCCGGACCUAUUGCGUCUUAUGCUCGAGAGAUUGGUCAUUGAGUUGCAGUACCUGAUUGACGAGUAUUGCGCAAGUCACGCAACCCCCAAUCCUUCGCGGCCGACGUAUCAGGAUGCGAAAGUGGAUCUCGCUCGUACGCUGAGCGCACAGGGCUAUGAUAAAGUCCCUGGGCGCAAUCUGGAUCCGACCGAAGAGGACCAUCCCUGCUUUGCCAGUCUUGGUGCCCUUGGCGAUUUCUCAGAUCGUCUGAUAAUCUUCUCUUAUGAAAGGCAGGCGGCAUGUGAUCCCAUAGAAGGGCCGUAUUACUUCGAUUGCCUCCAAGAGCUCGCGACGGGUAGACAGAGCGAGCUUCUUAUCACAAAGUCAGCCACUCUCGCAUCAGAGAAUGUCUUGAGCAAAAAGGAUAUCAUUCAAGCAUACAAAGCUUUAGGUAUUGAUCCGGAUGUGCAAAACACUAUCGACGACGAACAAAUAAUCGGAAUUUACAAAUCACGAUGGUCAGACAGUAGCGCAACCGGGCAGGCCGACUUGAAGAUAGCCCUGAAGACUCUAGGCAAUGCCAGAAGCAGUCGCUCAAUACUUGACACUGCCGCAGACACUGUGGAAACAUACGAACAAGCACUUACAUGGCUCGGUGCCGAUGCAUCUCAAGCAGACGACACAAUUGUAGCGCUGUAUGGCGUCAAAGUCGAUGACAGUUACAACGAUUCAAUGACCAAAGAUCUUGCCCGCCGUGCCGUUGGCUUGAUUGCUGCGCACCGCAAAAGCGAGAUUUUGCAAAGUUGGCUUGCUACUGGUGAAAUGACUUCGCAAACAAUGGCUCUCCAAGAAGCGUGCAAACACUUGGAGAUCGACAAUCUCGACGAGGUCGACCCAAGCAUGAUUGAAUUCCAAUUCGACCUUGUCAGAGAGGGAAAACCUGGAGCGACAACUGACAAGGCUAUCGCCGUCGUUCGCAAAGCUAUGGAUGAACGACAGUCCGGACAACAGUCUACACAGAGCAGGCCUGUCGGGCUGAUCAGCCACGGAAACACUUGCUAUCUCAACAGUCUCCUCCAAUACUACUUCACCAUCAAGCCUCUGAGAGAGCUGGUACUCGAUUUCGACAGGUUCAAGUACGAUUUAGCAACCCAAGGCGCAAAAGCUGAGCGAGUUGGAAACCUUCAUCGUCCCGAGUAUGAGAUCGAAUCGUUCCAAAGCCUUACUAACGAUCUCCGACACCUCUUCGAGCGCAUGAUCAAAGACCGUGGAACAGCUGUCAAGCCUGAAGCGGAUCUGGUCUGUCGAGCUUUCUUGAAGCCCACCAGCCCUGAAGCAGAUACAGCAGGCUCUCAACAGGACGAGGGAGUAGACGUCAACAUGACUUCCACCGAGAACGAAAAUCAUCCUGCUGACGUGGCAGCCCUCGGAAACGCAGAUGACUCCUCCACAAUCUCUCAAACCAGCUCAACUACGCUUCAAGGCAACGCUGUGCUUACUCCGCCCGUCACGCCUAAAGCUGAGAAAGAGGGCGAACUUCUCGCCCCGCCGUUACCGCCUAGAAGGCCUGCAACUCCAUCUCAACAAACUAGAACCAACCUGCAAAAGGCAGAAGAAGCUGCCAGACAGCAACAAGAUGUCGCCGAAGUCAUGGAGGAGUUGUUGACAAGGCUGAGAGCCUCAAUCAAGCCGCUCGGCCAAGACCCUCAGGGCGAGCAGUUGGACCAGCUUCGAGAGCGAGCAACCUUCGACAAAGAAGAUGAUUUCACCAACUUGAUGCUCCUGCCACCUUAUGAGCCUACCGACAUCUACUCUGCUCUCAGUCGAGUUCUUGAUCUACACCCCGAACCAGAAGCUAGCAAGCCGGUCAAUGUGUACAAAACCUUGAAGUCAUUCCCACCGAUCCUUCAAAUCAGCAUCAAUCGCAUCCGUUUGGAUCGUGAAGGCAAGCCAGUCAAGAGUGUUGAUCGCAUAAGACUCGAAGAGACCCUAUACAUGGAUCGCUAUUCAGACGAUGAGGCCGUACUUGCUAGACGCAAACAAUGCUGGGAGUGGAGAAGACGUUUGCGCAGCCUACAAGCCGAGAAAGAGAUUAUUCAGAAGACAGACAUUGGCAUUGACGGUCCGUCUGCACUCGAUGCUGUGGGUGAUUGGCUGUCUAACCUGUCUGAAUCGAACUCAAUUCUUUCGGAAGCUGGGGUGGACCCGAUCAAAGUGCCAGAGUCACUCUCAUCGGAUCUCAAGCAAGAGAGGGAUGUCCAGCGUGCGCGUCUCCCAAUCAUCGACCAGGAAGUACGAGAGCUGGAAGACAACAUCACAAAGCAGUUCUCUGGAUCUGAGUUUGAGAAGCUCAAAUACUGCCUUCAUGCCGUCUUCUUCCAUCGCGGUAGCACCGGUCAUGGCCACUAUUGGACUGACAUUUACGACGUUCAAAACAACAUCUGGCGUAAAUACAACGAUGAGCAUGUUGAGCCGAUCAACACGCUCGAUGAGAUACUCAACGCGGAAACCUGGCAGCAUGGCACACCCACAUACGCUGUAUACGUUCGAGAUGACACCAAGGAGCAAUAUGUCGAGCCACUAUGUCGCGACGUCGAAGAAGUAGCCGAUGAGCCAAUGCCCGAUGCAACUACUUCGUUCCAGCUAAUGCCUGAUGCGACUCCAUUCGACCUGGCAUCUACAGCAGUCAGCGAUAUCAAAGUAGAAGGAGACUGGGACAAGAUUGACGAACCGGUAAAAGAGAUCAACUGGUAG
Aureobasidium vineae is the source of this 3552-nucleotide messenger RNA. The record is from the annotation of a GenBank genome assembly. NCBI's taxonomy places the organism in Eukaryota, Fungi, Ascomycota, Dothideomycetes, Dothideales, Saccotheciaceae.